Messenger RNA from Perca flavescens (yellow perch), 1032 nucleotides. It is a transcript of the gene nsl1, whose product is annotated as NSL1 component of MIS12 kinetochore complex. The record is from RefSeq and is a predicted model, not a curated record. Gene Ontology annotation, biological process: mitotic sister chromatid segregation. The coding region runs from base 73 to 831 and encodes 252 amino acids. Lineage: Eukaryota; Metazoa; Chordata; Actinopteri; Perciformes; Percidae. The transcript has 6 exons. Gene Ontology annotation, cellular component: MIS12/MIND type complex; kinetochore.
GUCGGACCGGGGCGUCACGUAUUCAAUUCCGGUUUUGCGUCAAAAAAAUAUAAACAAAGUUUGGCGGUAAAGAUGGAGCCCGAGCAGAGCGAAUCUUUACCCAGCGAUGAACCAAAUCAGGAGUACAGAGUGCAAGUGACGUCUAAGAAACAAGUAAUGGAGCAGCUGGAUAAAUACAAAGACAUUCUGAAGACGGCUCUCGACGGACAGACGGGCGUCGCGGAGGACACGAAGCGAGUUUUACUGCAGGAACUGCUGGCGAAUUUUGAAGCCGCUGUUCAGGACAACGUGUUGGUGAACGGACAGACUUGGGAUGAGGCACCUGAUGUUGAAGCCGAGGACGAGGCUCUGAAUCUGGAAAACCUGCUGGAUGACACCAUUGUUGAGACCGCCACGAGGCGGCGUGGGUACCCAAAGCAGAUCCUGACUCAUGCGGUCCGCUCCCUCAAAGCUGAACGUAAAGUCAUGGAGCUGUACGAGCACGCAGUCAAACCUCAAGAGGUGGUCAAAGAUCCCAAACAAGAGAGCAUCAUGAACAACCUGUCCGCAGCAGCUCCUGGGAUGGUGAAGCAGGCUAUACGGGUCAUAAAGUCAAUCAACAAACUUCAGGAACAAGCCGAAGGCCUCUGUAAGAUCCUCAACAUGAAACCGAGCCAAGCCACUAUGGAGAUUGACAGAGAAGUGAACGGCCAAUCGGAUGCCGCGCUGCCUCCAGUGAACGGAACAACAAGGAACAGGCAGCCAAUCAAGAGAGUUUUAGAGGAAGCAGCCGCCGCAGUGUGCUACAGGCCGCCCAGUAAGAAACCUGUGGCAGAGGGCACGCCACAGUGACGCUUCCUGCUACCGUCACCACGGAAACGUCAAUGGUGAACCGACUUGAGUUAUGCAGCUGGGCAGAGGACUUAUGAUUUCACACACUAAGGCUGCAACAAAGGAUGGUUUUUAUGGAUGAUAAAUGAUUUCAUUGAUUAGUUGUUUGGUCUCUGAAAUGUCAGAAAAUUGUGAAAAAAUGUUUCCCAAAAAGCCCAAGAU